Messenger RNA from Chondrus crispus (carragheen), 2248 nucleotides. RefSeq names its product probable dehydrogenase. Gene Ontology annotation, molecular function: choline dehydrogenase activity; flavin adenine dinucleotide binding. Gene Ontology annotation, cellular component: membrane. The transcript is spliced from 2 exons. Lineage: Eukaryota; Rhodophyta; Florideophyceae; Gigartinales; Gigartinaceae. The record is from RefSeq and is a predicted model, not a curated record. Bases 1 to 1923 code for a protein of 640 amino acids.
AUGGCUUCUCCUUGUCCGGCUUUCGCCACCCCGAUUGCCGUUCCGAGAUCCACCCUCACAUCCCUCAUCUCCUCCUCCUCAUCAUGUACCCCACGACCUGUGCGCACGCCCGCUCCCCCCACCCAUCGCCGCCUCAUUCAUAUGGCUGCUCCUGCGGGAACAGUAGCCUCUACAUUCCGUCGCACAGUCCCUUCGUCGGAGGCUGCCACCACUUACGACUACAUCAUUGUCGGUGGCGGUGCUGCCGGAUGCGUCCUCGCCAACCGUUUAACUGAGGAUCCUUCAACCCGUGUACUACUUCUCGAGGCCGGCAAACCCGACGACUCCUUCUAUCUUCACGUCCCUCUUGGGUUCCCUUAUCUUCUCGGCUCCCCGAACGAUUGGGCUUUUGUCACAGAGCCCGAACCAAAUCUCGCCAACCGCCGUCUUUACUUUCCUCGCGGAAAGGUCCUCGGCGGCUCCCACGCCAUCUCCGUUAUGUUGUACCACCGCGGACACCCAGCCGACUACACCGCAUGGGCAGAAAGCGCCCCAGGUUGGGCCCCCCAAGAUGUUCUUCCGUACUUCCUCAAGAGCGAGUCGCAGCAGAGCGCCGUCCCCAAUCAAGACGCACAUGGCUAUGAAGGACCGCUUGCUGUUAGUGACCUCGCCCGCCUUAACCCUAUGUCUAAGGCUUUCAUUAAGGCAGCUCAUAACGCAGCCGGUCUCAAUCAUAACCCUGACUUCAACGACUGGGCAACUGGCCAGGAUGGCGUAGGGCCAUUCCAAGUCACACAACGUGAUGGAAGCCGUGAAUCCCCAGCCACCAGUUACCUUCGCGCAGCGAAAGGAAGGCGCAAUCUCACUGUCAUGACCGGCGCUGUCGUUGAGAGAAUUUUAUUUGAGAACCCAGCCGGUUCCUCCACUCCUGUCGCCACGGCAGUAUCUUUCAUUGAUUCGAAGGGUACGCGGGUUCGGAUGUCUGCCAGCCGGGAGAUUCUUCUGUGUGGCGGUGUCUACGCUACACCCCAGCUUCUCAUGCUUUCCGGCGUUGGCCCGGCCGAACAUCUGCGCAGUCACGGCAUUGAAAUUGUUGCUGAUGUACCUGCAGUUGGCCAAAAUCUCCAAGAUCACGCCGCAGCAAUGGUCAGCUUUGAGUCACAAAAUCCAGAAAAGGACAAGGCCAAUUCCUCUGUGUACUACACCGAACGCACAGGCAAGAAUAUUGGAACACUACUUAACUACGUAUUCCGGGGCAAGGGUCCACUAACGUCUCCUAUGUGCGAAGCCGGAGGCUUCGCCAAGACUGAUCCGUCCAUGGACGCUUGCGAUUUGCAGUUGCGGUUUAUCCCUUUCGUCUCAGAGCCAGACCCCUACCACUCCCUCGCCGACUUCGCAACAGCGGGUUCUUACUUGCAAAAUCGAGCAAACAGACCCACUGGAUUCACGAUCCAAUCAGUUGCUGCUCGCCCGAAGUCACGAGGACACGUGCAACUUCGAUCUACGGACGUGCGCGAUAGUAUGAGUAUUCAUGGAAACUGGAUUUCUAACGACGCGGAUCUCAAAACACUGGUGCACGGGGUGAAGCUGUGCCGAACGAUUGGGAAUGACGACAGUAUGAAGGAAUUUAGAGGUAGAGAGCUGUAUCCUGGUGGCGAAAAAGUGUCUGAUGCCGACAUUGAAGCAUAUAUCCGGGAUACUUGCCACACUGCCAACGCAAUGGUUGGAACUUGCCGCAUGGGAAUUGGGGAACAGGCGGCUGUUGAUCCGGCAUUGCAGGUAAAGGGUGUUGCACGGCUACGAGUUGUCGAUUCGUCCGUCAUGCCUACACUUCCAGGAGGGCAGUCUGGUGCACCAACAAUGAUGAUUGCGGAGAAGGGAGCUGAUCUGAUUCGCGCAGCUGCGCGACAAGCAGAUGCUGCAACAGUUGGUGCGGCUGCAUAAAGGAGGAAGUUUCUAAGUGCAGAACCGCUGCAGGAGGCAAUCUCAAAAGUUAGGGCUUGCUUAUACAUGCUUGCAGACAGGGUAAAUAUACAUUCUGCUCCAAAGCCACUGUAGCUUGGCGGGCGUUACAGAACAUCGAUAUGUGUGCGAGUCUAAAGCACGAAUGAAAAUGACUUGCUUCCUCAGCUUCUCCAGCGAUUGUUCUCGAUCUAGACGAGCGGUCCGUGUCCUAGGUUAGCUGCCUGAGGCUGAGUGCCAUGCUAGUCCCCUGGUUCUGCAGGCAUUAACUUCUCCGACUUAAAACGGCCUUCGUGCUAACUUGUCU